Punctularia strigosozonata HHB-11173 SS5 is the source of this 1036-nucleotide messenger RNA. Its product is annotated as UBC-like protein. The transcript is spliced from 8 exons. Lineage: Eukaryota; Fungi; Basidiomycota; Agaricomycetes; Corticiales; Punctulariaceae. The record is from RefSeq and is a predicted model, not a curated record. Bases 71 to 1036 code for a protein of 321 amino acids.
CGCUCCUUCCCUCAGAAGAAACCUCUUUGUCUCCGCUGUGUAGCUCGUCCUGCGGGUUGAAUAUCUCAAGAUGGCGUCGUUCAACAAGAAUAAUUCAGCUGUGAAGCGUAUUAUGCAGGAGGCGAGGGAACUUGCGAACGAUCCUUGCACGGACUACACUGCUGCACCUUUGGAGGAUGAUAUCUUUGAGUGGCACUGCACCAUUCGUGGGCCUCCUGACACCGACUUUGAAGGUGGACUCUAUCACUUCCGGAUACUGCUUCCAGCCGAGUAUCCGUUCCGACCGCCGUCUAUCAUGAUGUUGACACCAAAUGGUCGUUUCGAGCUGAACACAAAGAUUUGCAUUAGCUUUACAAACUACCACGAGGAGCUCUGGCAGCCUGCAUGGGGUGUUCGAACAGCGAUCAUCGGUCUCAUGGGCUUCUUCCCUCUCAAGGGCAAAGCCGCGAUUGGUGUCGGCGCUGUAGAGUAUCCACCAUCGGAAAGAAAGCGCCUCGCUGCUGCCUCGCGCAAUUGGACGUGCCCAACUUGUCAGAAGAUGAACGUGGACUGUCUCCCAGACCUACCCAAGAACGAUGCCGAAACUGGUCCCUCUUCCUCAUCUUCCACGGAGCAUACCCAUACAACCGAACCAACUCUACCCGCGGAGCACGCACACACAACCGAGUCGAGUGUGGCUACAGAACCAACGACAGGAGCGACACUGCCGCUUACAGAUCCGGCUCUUCCAGCUCCCGACCCUACGUUGACUCCCGAACCUCUCCCCGUUCCAGGAUCCGAAGCUAUCGUGCCUCAUGAAGACGUCGAGCCGAAGCUCGUUCUCUCCGCCCCAGAGAUACUUCCUGCAAGCACCACAGCGACUUCUUCCGGACCUGUACCGCCUGCAAACCCUGCCGCUCAACCCCAGACCCAAGUCGCCGUAGCUACUAGAAGAGCAACCACACGUUCUCCGCCGCGGCCUCCCAUGAUCAUAGAUGCGGCUAUCGGCGUCCUCGCUGUGCUUGUUCUUGCCAUCAUUUGCCGACGUAUCUUGUAA